This is a messenger RNA of Sorex araneus (European shrew), 168 nucleotides long. RefSeq names its product cortexin domain containing 2 (gene CTXND2). Lineage: Eukaryota; Metazoa; Chordata; Mammalia; Eulipotyphla; Soricidae. The record is from RefSeq and is a predicted model, not a curated record. The transcript has a single exon. Bases 1 to 168 code for a protein of 55 amino acids.
AUGGACGAUUCAAGUUCACACACCAGUGUUGAUGUAGACAAAGGAUUUGCUAUUACUUUCAUCGUUCUUCUCUUUCUGUUCUUAAUAAUGGUGAUUUUUCGGUGUGCCAAGUUGGUGAAAAGUCCUUAUGAGGCCAGUUCCAUAAUCACAGAAGUGUCUUUGGACUGA